GUUUGUAGUAGAAAGAAUAAAGAUAAGAGCCUCUUUUGGAGAAUCAAUGGCUUCCUUCAACCACUUUGUUCUACUGAUUCUGUUAACAAUCACUCUUAUUUUAUGGGCUGAAGCAAUACCAUCAAAGGAAGAGAAGAAAGAAAUGGAGAGACAACUCAAAGCUAUCAACAAGCCUGCUAUCAAGAGUUUCAAGCUAAAGCCAACAACUGUACCUGAAUGGAUCACUGGAAACAACACUUCAGGGAGAUUUGGUCUUCAACAAGAAGGUAUAAGCUGUCCAGAUGGAACAGUAAUUGUAAAAAGGACAACAAUGCAAGAUCUUAUGCAUGCACAACGUUUGAAAUCCAUGGGAUUCGACGGCCCGAGACCUUUUCUCACAGAGAGAAAUAACACUGAUUUAAACGGAAAAUUCUACUUUGCAAAAGCUGACAUUGGACCGGCUAGUUUUUCUGGAGUAAAAGGAAACAUUAACAUAUGGAAACCAAAAAUCUUGCAAGAUCAAGUUAGUCUUGCAUUCAUAAGCGUUGGUGGAGGGCCUAAAGAAAAAUUCGCCAGCAUUUCAAUUGGAUGGAUGGUGAAUCCAUCGCUCUACUACGGUGAUUACGUUCGCUUAUACGCCUCAUGGACUAUACACGGAAGCCAGACCGGCUGCUACGACAUGUCAUGUCCUGGAUUUGUGCAAGUUAGCAAGACUACACCAAUUAGUGCUAUUCUUCAACCAAUUUCGAUCUAUGAUGGUCCACAGUAUGAAUUGCGUUUGAGCUUGUAUCAGGAUCGUGUCAAGGGAGAUUGGUGGUUUGCAUUUAAGGAUGAGAACAUCGGAUACUGGCCAGCAUCAUUGUUCAAGUCCUGGAGGGAAUCUAACAACGCAAAUUAUGCAUCUUGGGGAGGUCAAGUGUACAGCCCAGUGACAGAGAAGGCUCCAGUUAUGGGAAGUGGUCAUUGGCCUAUUGAGGGAUUAAAAAAAGCAGCCUAUGUGAACGGCAUCAAAAUCAUCGAUAGGUCGGGGACAGUUUUCGAUCCCGAAGUUGGUUCAGUGAAGCUAAAGCCAACAACUGUACCUGAAUGGAUCACUGGAAACAAUGGUUCGGGGAGUUUUGAUCUUCUGCAAGAAGGUAUAAGCUGUCCAGAUGGAACAGUAAUUGUAAAAAGGACUACAAUGCAAGAUCUUAUGCAUGCACAACGUUUGAAAUCCAUGGGAUUCGACGGCCCGAGACCUUUCCUCAAAGAGAGCAAUAACACUAAUUUAAAUGGAAAAUUCUACUUUGCAACAGCUGACUAUGGACCGGAUCGUUUUGGUGGAGUAAAAGGAAACAUUAACGUAUGGAAACCAAAAAUCUUGCAAGAUCAAGUUAGUAUUGCAUACAUAGCAGUUAGUGGAGGGACUAUUGAAGAAAAUUUGGCCAGCAUUUCAGUUGGAUGGGUGGUGAAUCCAUCGAUGUACUCUGGUGAUCAUGUUCGUUUAUACGCCUACUGGACUACACAUGGAAACAUGACCGGCUGCUACGCCACGUCAUGUCCUGGAUUUGUGCAAGUUAGCAAGACUAUACCAGUUAGUGCCAUUCUUCAACCAAGUUCCAUCUAUAAUGGUCCACAAUAUGAAUUGCGUUUAAGCUUGUUUCAGGAUCGUGUCAAGGGAGAUUGGUGGUUUGCAUUUAAAGAUGAGAACGUUGGAUACUGGCCAGCAUCAUUGUUCAAGUCCUGGAGGGAAUCUAACAGCGCAAAUCAUGCAUUUUGGGGAGGUCAAGUGUAUAGCCCUGUGACAGAGAAGACUCCACCUAUGGGAAGUGGUCAUUGGCCUAGUGAGGGCUUCCAUAAAUCUGCUUAUGUUAGCGGCCUCCAAAUCAUGGAUAGUUAUGGAACAGUUUUUAACCCAGAAUCCGGUACAGUGAAGCUUCCUGUUUUAGACUUAACACAACCGAUUGAGUCCUCUGUUCUGUCUUCUCUCUCUGAAGCUUGUAAAGAGUGGGGAUUCUUCUAUGUCACCAAUCAUGGAAUCUCUAAAGAGAUGUUCAGCAAAAUCUGUUCCUUGUCCAGAGAUGUUUUCAGAGUUCCUCUUGAAUCAAAGCUCAAGCUUGGUCCCUUUUCUUAUACUCCUCGUUACAUCGCCUCUCCUUAUUUCGAAAGCCUUGUUGUCUCGGGACCUGAUUUCUCCGGUUCUGCCAAAGCUUCUGCAGAUGUUUUGUUCCAAGAUCAUCAUAAACCAGAGUUAAGAGAAACACUUCAAGAAUACGGAGCUAAAAUGGCUGACUUGUCCAAAAGACUCAUAAAGAUUCUCUUGAUGAUAACCUUAGGAGAGGAAACAGGGAAGAGAUUCUACCAAACUGAGUUUAGCAACUGUCAUGGAUACUUAAGGCUAGUGAACUAUACACCUCCACACGACGUAGAGAAGCAAAAAGAGCUCGUUGAAGGUCUCGGGAUGCACACGGAUAUGAGCUGCAUAACAAUAGUCUAUCAAGAUUCAGUUGGUGGACUUCAGAUGAGAUCUAAGGAAGGGAAAUGGAUCGAUAUAAAUCCGUGUGAGGAUCUCCUUGUCGUUAACAUUGGAGAUCUUAUGCAAGCAUGGAGUAACGGAAGGCUGAGAUCGUCUGAACAUCGAGUUGUAUUGAGAAAGUUGGUGAACAGAAUCUCUCUGGCGUUUUUUCUCUGCUUUGAGGAUGAGAAAGUGAUACUUGCGCCAGAAGAAAUCAUUGGAGAGGGAAACUGCAGGAGCUACAAGUCUUUUAAAUGUUCGGAGUAUCUAAAGUUCAGACAGAGUAAUGAAGUAGGAAAGUUUGAGAAGAUUGGUUACACUGUCACAGACUUUGCUGGACUUACGCUGGCUCAACCAGAUGAUCCUUAGAGACCAAACCGCGUGUUUCGGUUUAUUGUUGCGAGUGUUAACUAGUGGAAUCCAAAGCUACUUUUGGAUUUAGAUUUUUGUAUUAAAAAUGUUUUGAGUCU
Molecule: messenger RNA, 2943 nt
Organism: Arabidopsis arenosa
Lineage: Eukaryota; Viridiplantae; Streptophyta; Magnoliopsida; Brassicales; Brassicaceae
Source: the annotation of a GenBank genome assembly